GAGAUCGGUGACUAACUUUAUCUUGCCUCAGAGGAUGCAUACACCUUCUGGCCCCAUCCCAGGGCCCCCAAACAUUUUAUUUUCUUCUUCUUAACUUUGAGGAAAGCCCUAAACAUUCAAGUGGUGUAGAGGUCAGGUCAGUUACUGUGCACCCAGAAAAAAAAAAUCUCAUAUGAAACUACAGCUCCAGUGAAGGUCCUUAACAAGUGCUUAGAAGUACCAUGUCUACAUUUUUGUUCCAUGAGUCAUCCAGAAGAACAAAAGAAACUGACAUGAAAAAGAGUCAGGAAAGAUGAAUGCCUAACCAAAAAGGUCCAGACUUCAGACAUCUGAGAAUACAUCGAAGGAUCACAGAUUGGGAAACAGCUCUGCAAGUUCCCAACCCCAGCACCAUGAGAGAUUUUCUAUGGAAACUCAUCAUUAUUGCAACAGCAGUAGUGCUCCCAAUUUUCUAUUUCAUUGAUGAAAAUCCCUUUGAUACUGCAAGUUUCCUAUCUUUGAAGGAAAAGGAGAUGGUAGCUUGGCAGAGAGCCCGAAUGCAGAUCAAUCCUGGUAGAACAAACCACAUGAAAACCUUCAAAGAUAUGCAGAGAAACUCAGAACCGCUUAAAAAUGUGAACUCCCACAUCUUGCUUGGAGCCUUUCCCACAGAAAAAAAACUGCUGACCAUAGGGAUUUCUUCAGUGCAGCGUCCCCAAGGAAGCUACCUCUUGGACACCCUGCAAUCUCUCUUCUUUGCUUCCUCCUCGUCUGAACAGAAAUACUUCACUGUUUUGGUACACCUGGCAGAUCCUGAUCCCAACUGGCUUGAUCAAAUGAUCUCCAGUAUCUCAACUCUCUUUCAACCAUAUAUCCAGGCCAGACAGCUAGUAGUGAUCAACACUCCUCUUAAAAGCUAUCUUCCCUUAAAGAACCUUAAGAAAAACUUUAAUGACACUCCCACCUAUGUAACCUUUCGCUCCAAGCAAAAUAUGGAUUAUGCCUUCCUGAUGAACUUUGCUACCAACCACUCUGACUAUUUCCUGAUGAUCGAAGAUGAUGUGAAAUGUGCUCCUGGAUUUGUCUCCCAGAUUGCUACUAUACUGUCUGCCUGGGAAAGGAAAGCUUGGGUGACUCUGGAGUUCUCUAGGCUGGGCUUCCUUGGAAAACUCUUUCAUGCUAGAGAUCUCCCCUGCUUUGUUCGUUUCCUUCUCCUCUUCUACCAAGAAAUGCCCUGUGACUACCUUCUCUCCCAUUUCCGUGACCUUCUCAUGCAGAAAAAACCAAUCCAAUUCUUCCCCUCCCUCUUCCAGCACAUGGGCAUUUACUCCUCCUCUGAAGGCCAAUUGAAUAGCCUCACAGAUAAAGAGUUUGAGGAAAAUGACAUUGGCCCUCCUGGCAACCCUGCUGCCACCAUUCACACUAGUCUGAAUGUUACCAAUGCCUCUGUUCUCAUGAAUGCCUAUAGUCUGGAUAAGAAUUUCUUUUAUGUCAAGGAGGCUAAGGCUGGCAGCCACCUGACUGUGGUUUUGGACAUACCUGCUGCAGUGUUCCGAGUUCAGGUGCUGACUGGCUCUGAACUGAAAGAGAAUCAGUUGAAAGAGGGACAGGUAGAACUGGGCUAUGACUCUACCAAUCGGAUUAAUGACUGUGAUGACUACAUUCUGCUGGGGCUACUAGUGAAUGGCAUCCUGGAUAAGCAAGUGUUAUCUGAAGAGUCUGGGAAGAAGGUGAAAUGUGUGAGAUUGCUUGUAACAGCCACUCUGCCCUCGGGAUUAAUAGUAAGGCACAUCAACCUCUGGAUUAAGUAACAUUUAAGUAAUACAUGGAGACUUCAGUAGGACUUCUGGGAGUGUUCGGGUUGGAGGUAGAGUCUACAGAAGUAACAAAACAUUAAAGUCUGGAAAUUGGUCAGGUAUAUCUCUUUACUGGGUCCUUUCAGGAUUCUAAGUACAGAAGACACAGCAUGUUGAAAGGCCAAGAGAAGAAAAAUCUGAUCCCUGAGUUCAACUCAUGUGCAAUGCCUGCAGAGGGGUUUUCACUACCUUGAAAACUAUAAUCCAUGAAGGCAAGGAGAAAAGAAGAGGAAAGGAACACUAGAUGCUCCCAGUCCCAGCACCAUGCACUGCUGCCUAUGGAGAUAUAUCACUGUUGCUGUGUCCUUAGCCAUCCUGGUCUUCAUUCUCCAAGAGAAUAAAGAGAAGCAUGUUGAAUACAGUGUAUUAUUGAAGGAAAAGGAGGACAUAGCUUGGCAAAUAGCUGUCAAACAAAUCAGCUCUGAAAGCAAGAACCAUCUGCGAACCUUCAAGGAGAUGCAGAGACUCCCCUCUUCUCCAACAUGCUGGCUACAAAUCCCUGGCUGGAGCCCCUCCCCAGGAAAAGAUGAGUACCUGGGAGGGAGUGGCCUGACUGGGAGAUCAGCCAGGGUAUUUUAGCCAGAAAAAGGAAGGAGGGUUGAAAAGGGAGCUGACUGGCCUGUGGCAAGGAAAGAGUGUGUGUGCUCUGAGGCAGGGCCAUGCUGUGGAAUUUGGUCUGUGUUAUGAUCCUGAGUGUGUUUUCCUCCCACCUGGUCACCCCUUGAAUGACCAACAGGACAGAAGGGCCAUAAUGACCCUGGGAAGGAGCUGUCCCAUAGUGAAGCUCAGUCAUGGUCGGCCCCCAGGGAGGGGAAAAUAGGAAGGGGGAGGAGCCAGAGGGAGUGCGGGAAAAGGCAUUGGGUAGAGGGUAGGCAAAGAGGGCCAUGUGGACUUCAGAUCUCAGUGCAGUAGACUGUUGGACCCUUGGGUUUACAUAGAUUUCCAGAGAUCCUCUAAUCCAGGUCUGGUUGACCUGUGGUAGCUGAGAUAACUCUGAAGGUCAAGGCCAGGCUAAGAUACUUUGCCAAGCCAGCAAUUUACCUUUGGUACCUGGCAGUCUUGCCCAUGAGAGAGAGCCUUGCCCUUCAUAAAGCUUCCCCAAGAGCCUUUCAAAUAUUGACCAAAAUACUUUGACCAAAUAAAAUCACAUCACAAUUUCUGAUCAGAUAUUAACCUCCCAUCUGGACUACAUGCCCCAGGAAAAGGAAUGUGAAUUGUCACUGGGAUCGGCAUAAGGAGAAGACCUGGGAGGAGAGUCCUAGGAACUCUUCACCAUCCUGAAGUGCUCAUGUGCCUCAUGUCUCCCCCAGGACUGCUGACCGUGGGGAUUGCCUCAAUGCAGCAUCCUCGUGGGAGCUACCUCUUGGACAUCCUGUAGUCCGUGUUCCAAGCUUCCUCAGAACGUGAGCUGGAGUAUAUCAUGGUGCUGGUCCACCUGUCAGGUCCUGACCCUGAAUGGCUUGGCCAAACAGCUGCCAAUAUUUCAGGUCUCCUCACACCACAGACUGGGGCCAGGAAGCUGCUGGUGAUCCAUGGUAGCUCCCCCCUCCCAGGAGAUCUGAGUGACGUUAAUCACUCGUCACCCUGUGAAGCCCUCUGUUCCAGACAGAAAGUAGAUCAUGCCCUCCUCAUGAACUUUGCUAGUAACCUCUCUGAUUACUUUCUAUUGGUGGAAGAUCAUAUUGAUUGCACCCCCAAAUUCGCUGCUGCCAUCUCUUCAGCCUUAUCAGCCUGGAAAGAACUACCUUGGGUGAUCCUGGAGUUCUCCCACCUGAACAUCUCUGGGAGAGUUUUCCGCACCAGUGACCUCUCCCGCCUGACCGCUUUUCUCCUCCUCUUCCAUAAGGACACCCCUACUCACUUGCUUCUCUCUGAAUUUCGUCUUCUCUUGGCCCAGAAUGUUCCUAUUCAUUUCAGUCCCUCUGUCUUCCACCACACAGGCGAUUAUUCUGUGUUUGAUGACAUAUGCUUUCUUGUGGAGAAGGACAGGGUCUUUGGUGAACCAGACAACCCUGUUGCUACUGUCCUUACUGACAUUGUAUCAAUGUUGGCUGUGAUUCCACAAUACACUGAUACACUGAACAAGGAGGGCUACUCUACCUUAAAUCCUUUAAAAGGAAACUGCUUGACAGUGAUUCUGGACAGGCCACAAAAGUCACCCAGACAGCGGUGCUGAUAGGCUCCGACAAAGACGGGAGGUACCAACUGCAGCAGGGACAAGUGGAACUGGGCUAUGACCCCCAGGAGGAUCCCAAAAGCUGUGCUCGCUAUGCCCUGCUAGGGCCACUGGUGGGAGGAAAUUUGGACCAGGUAGUAUUUUCUGAAGAAGAGUCUGUGGAAGAGUUGAGUUGUAUCCGGCUGCUGGUGUUGGCAUCUCAAGAGUCUUGACUCCUGAUCAAGCAGAUCAAAGUCUGGAUUGAGCCUGAGGAAGAGGAGAGAUAGAGGGCACAAUGGGGAUUCUGGAAGAAUUGGGUCUGAGAAAGGAAUCUAUGUGGUUGGGAAGAAAUAAAUCCAGGCACCAAUC
Messenger RNA from Pongo pygmaeus (Bornean orangutan), 4359 nucleotides. RefSeq names its product alpha-1,3-mannosyl-glycoprotein 4-beta-N-acetylglucosaminyltransferase C-like. The transcript has 8 exons. Bases 297 to 1790 code for a protein of 497 amino acids. The record is from RefSeq and is a predicted model, not a curated record. NCBI's taxonomy places the organism in Eukaryota, Metazoa, Chordata, Mammalia, Primates, Hominidae. Gene Ontology annotation, biological process: protein N-linked glycosylation. Gene Ontology annotation, molecular function: acetylglucosaminyltransferase activity.